AUUGGUAGACAUUCUACUUUAAAAGAAAAGCAAACGAUUCUAGAGAAUAAUAUUGAGAAGUGUAGCAGCAACCGAUUUUUGUUUUUUUUUUUAUUAUUCUUACCAAGAAAAAUUAUUUCUUAAACGGAUUGUGUUUUUUAAAGUUGGCAGUUGUGUACAUAUUUUUGCAAUGGAAGCGGAUUUAAAUAUAACGAGUCCCGAGCUAGACGAAAUGGAUACGCCCCAAGAGCUAAAGACGCUGCUGAGCUGCAGCCUGUGUGGACGGGACUAUGACUUGUUGCGUUUAUUGCCCAAAAUGUUGGAGUGCAAACAUGUGUUUUGUGUUGAUUGCACUGAGGGGAGAUUGGUGAGAACUCAAUCGAUGGAUCAUGUGAUCUGUCCAAUCUGUGAGAAACACUCUAGAAUGGGGCAACAACCGGAGUCUUUGAUGUUUCUAUUGGCACAAAUGCCAGCCCUCAAAUUGGGCAGAGCCAUGCUGAUGAACAAUACCGCCGCUGAAGAGAGGACGUCUCAGCCGCCGUCUAGUCGUAGUAGUCAGCCCUCCAGCAGUGGGAGGAGAUCUCUAAGAGUAAGUAGCGGGCGCAGAGACAGUAAUUCGCGGCCCACCAAUUGGAUAGAUGAGGUCUCUGUUGAGAAUUUCCUAAUGCGAAGCGGCAGUGAACAUUGCCCCAUCCAUGCUAUGCCCCAUACGAUUUGGUGUCACAAUUGCCAGAUUAUUAUAUGUCGAGCGUGUGCAGAGUUGCAAUAUCAUACUGGGCAUCGUCUCACUCGUCAAUUGGACUUUGAUGAACUGUUGCGGCAACUCUUCUCCAAUGAGUUGGCCAAAAUUGACAAAAUAUGCGAUAAGACAAACCAGUUUGCCACCCGUGAGAUAAGUAUCUGGCAUCAACUUUGCGAGACUUGCUCCCUGGUGCAGUUGCAUAUUAAGCGUGAGAUUCUGGAGCAUAAGCCGACUCUUAUUGCCUGCCAGAUGCGUGGCUGGCGUCAGAGAACGGAACGUGAUCUCGUAGUUGGCGAUGCUCAGCUGGGUACCACGGAAAUGUUACGGCUUUUGAGACAACUGAAUGAACAGAAGGCAACAUUUCAAGAUCAAUUAAAUGAAAUACAAUUUCAAUGCCAACUAAAGGCUUUGCUCUAUGACAAUGGCUUGGACAUAUUGGAUUUUAAGCAACUGAAUCAACGCGUUUUGGAAUUGCGACAACCACAAAACCAAAUGAAUGACAUAACCUUGGGCGUUGAACCGCCGCCGGCUCUGGUCUUGACGAAUUAUUGCAUCUACUCGUAUUGGAAGGAAUUGCAAUCCCAAUUUACACCACCAACUACACGAAUCAAUCGAAUGAAUACGGAACUAGUUCCUCAAUAUCGUCAGGCUGUGGUCCUGCCAAACUUCAACCAACGUCAACGAGAACGCGAGGCUAUGCGUCAAAUGGCGCAGGAGCAACAAUACAUUGAGCGUCAAUUGCAACAGCACACACGUUACUAUACAUAUUGGGAGGACUUCAAUACAGAUCAGAUAUCGCAUGGCAGUGGCGGAAGCAGCAACGGCCGAGGCAGUCCAUGUGCUUCUACAACAUCCUCGUCUACUUGCACGAAUCCAGCAGCUCAAUUGUUCGAGGAUAACAGUUAUAAUUGCUUAAACUUGGAUCAGCAAUUGCCACAGCGAGGCAGCAUUCCAUAUGAAGUUUUGACAUCACCCUAUUGGGGUUUUUUUGUCCAACAGUCAUUGAAUACCGUUCUGGACCCAAACCCACAGGCUGAAGAAGAAACCCCCAACUCGACCCUUGUUGCUCCUGCUGCUGUUGCUGAUGUUGCUGAUGUUGAGGUUUCUGAUGAUGAGGCUACUGCUUCAGCCAUCGAAAAUCUGACCAUCCUUCCCUCUAUCCCUUCAAAUCCUACUACUGCUCAACGCUUUCCUAUAUACUUUUUAGAUAUAGAAAUCGCUAGAAAUCCUGCUGGACGCAUUUUGAUUGAGGUGCGAAACGAUGUGGCUCCACGCAUGGCCGAGAAUUUCCAUAAACUCAUUCUACAUGAACGUGGCUAUGGCUACCGAGGUUGUUCCAUAUUUCAGGCCUGGUCCAAUAAGGGUAUUAGCACGGGCGAUUUUGAAUGGCACAAUGGACGCGGAGGUCAUGCUGCUCUCGUGGAAGAUCAAUUCUUUUUGCCGGACAACACACAAUUGGCACCACAGCGUGGGGCAGUUGGCAUGCGACGUGGACAUAGGGUAUACGAUAACAACAGUUUUGUGGGAAGUCAAUUUCGUUUGAUCCUAAAUGAAUAUUGUCCAUUUACGGCCAUAUUUGGUCGCGUUAUAUCUGGAAUCGAAUUGGUUGAACGACUUGCCGCAACCGGAGAUGCCCAUGGACGCCCAGUGGUACGAUCUAUUAUCAAAAAUUGUGGAAUAUAUCGACCGCAGUGAAUCUUUGUCGUCAAAUAGAGCGAAAAACAUACAUGUUAAAUCUAAAUUAAUUGUACUGAGUCAAAAUUUCUUGCAUUUCUCACCCGUUUCUUGAGAACUUUUUGAUAGACUUUUUUUACACCACCUUUUUGGAGGCUGUUUAUUUUUGGAGAAACAUAAUUUAUAUACUCUACAACAACCAAAAGAAAAAAUUACAAAUUAAUUAUACCUAACAAACAACAAAAUGAAACAAACGUCCAAAUGUAAUCCAAAUUAUAAUUUCUAAUACAUAUUAUAUGAGAUCAGUA
Molecule: messenger RNA, 2703 nt
Organism: Drosophila willistoni
Lineage: Eukaryota; Metazoa; Arthropoda; Insecta; Diptera; Drosophilidae
Exons: 2
Coding region: 170-2416 (748 amino acids)
Biological process (GO): protein peptidyl-prolyl isomerization
Molecular function (GO): zinc ion binding; peptidyl-prolyl cis-trans isomerase activity
Source: RefSeq, a predicted model, not a curated record